Molecule: messenger RNA, 996 nt
Organism: Striga hermonthica
Lineage: Eukaryota; Viridiplantae; Streptophyta; Magnoliopsida; Lamiales; Orobanchaceae
Source: the annotation of a GenBank genome assembly
AUGGCUAGUAGUUCGGCAUCAAAAAGUACUCCGUGUGAUUCCCAGACAUCCAUCGAAGCCGAGAAUGAUUCCCAAGUAUUUAAAAGAAAAUCGGAUGACAUAGGUUGGAACUAUGGUGUUCUAGCCGAUCCAUAUAACAGAGAUAGAGUGAAAUGCGUGUUAUGUAGUAAAUUUAUGUCGGGUGGUAUACAUAGAUUGAAAGAGCAUAUUGGUCAAAUUUCCGGGAAUGUUGUGUCAUGUAAAAAAGCAACAAAAGAAGAUCAAGCUAAAUGUAGAAAUGCCAUCAAUGAGUCCAAAGCCAAGAAGAUGAAGACAAAAGAAGUCCAAGAAGAGUUGUUAUCUUCGGUUAACAUUAAAGGGUUGAAUGUUGGGUCCUCUCAACAACGCGAAAAAGCAAAAGAAUCUCACUCUCCUGGCCCAAUGGAUAGAUUUGCUACAACAAUCAACCCGGAAGCAUCAUUGAACGUGGCAAAGAUGAUGCGGGAACAAAACAUUAAUGAUGUUAUUUGGAAAGAACGAUCUAACUUGGUGAAAGAUUAUUUCAUCGAUUGGGCUUAUGAUGCGGGCAUAUCAUUCAAUGCACUUGAGCUUGAUAGCUUUCGGCUCUUUAGCGAAGCGCUCGGUCAAUUUGGGCCGAGGUGGAAGCCUCCUAGUUCGUACGAGAUGAGAGAGCCAUUGUUGAAGAAAGCGGUUGAGAGAACAAAACUCAAGCGCAAAUGGAGGAAAGAAAAGGAUGUGUUACUUGCUAAUGAGGCAAGUAAAGCUCAAGAGUGGAUUAUUCCGGGAUUAGAAGAUGAGGGCGAUGAGGAUGUCAAUGGACUUGAAGUUGAGGAUGACACAUCAAGAGUGAGAGAGCUUGAGGAAGAAGAUUUUGAAUCCGAGGAGGAGGAACAAGUUAAUGAGAAUGACAUUGACUUUGAGUCGGACGAAGAGCGUGUAUUGGAGAAUUAUGGAGAAGAAGAAGAAGAUCCUCUUGUGCUUGGCUAUAUUUCUUAG